GCGGGCGGGCGGUUGCAGCUGCCGCCGGCGUCUCGGGGGCUCCAGGCUGCGGGGCGGACGCAGCGCCGAGCGAUCCACAGCGGAGCCGCGCGAGGCCGCCAGAGCCCCGGCCCCGAGUCCCGAGCCCCGAGCCCCGAGCCAGCGCCGCCGCCGCCUCGCGCCACCGGGUCCCCGGACACGCCGCUGCCGCCACCGCCAGGAAGGCAGCCGGCGCCGAGCAAGUUGCGAGCGCGCCUCUCUGCCUGGGGAAAGUUUCCCCCGCGGCCGUCGGCGGGAGUUGGCGCGGGGUCCGGCUGCUGCUGCUGCUGGAAGAAUUUAUCCCGAAGCCAUCGAAAGGACACCUCAAGAGAAUCCUGAGUCUCCCAGAAGGAACAGACACCAGCUGAAACAGGUGGGCAUCUCCUGGACGGCCCGAGCUGGCAGUGGCCAGGCCAUCUGACACCAUCAUCAGAGUGACUUGAAACCUUUGACUAGGGCACCUAGAAACAGGCUUGAUCCUUUUCCAGACCUCUCAACACCGGCCACCCAGGACAAGCUGGGCCAAUAAAAGAACACACAAGAGCCCCUCUGACCGGGAGAUUCUGUCCUGCUGACGCCCAAAGCGCUGCCCAGGUAGAACACCAUGGAAGGCGACUGUUUGAGCUGCAUGAAGUAUUUGAUGUUCGUCUUCAAUUUCUUCAUAUUUCUGGGCGGGGCCUGCCUGCUGGGCAUCGGCAUCUGGGUCAUGGUGGACCCCACCGGCUUCCGGGAGAUCGUGGCUGCCAACCCCCUGCUUAUCACGGGCGCCUACAUCCUCCUGGCCAUGGGCGGCCUGCUUUUCCUGCUGGGCUUCCUGGGCUGCUGCGGGGCCGUCCGCGAGAACAAGUGUCUGCUGCUGUUCUUCUUCCUGUUUAUCCUCAUCAUCUUUUUGGCGGAGCUCUCAGCGGCCAUCUUGGCCUUCAUCUUCAGGGAAAAUCUCACCCGCGAGUUCUUCACCAAGGAGCUCACCAAGCACUACCAGGGCAACAACGACACAGAUGUCUUCUCUGCCACCUGGAACUCGGUCAUGAUCACGUUUGGCUGCUGUGGCGUCAAUGGGCCCGAAGACUUCCGGUUUGCAUCAGUUUUCCGACUGCUGACUCUGGACAGUGACGAGGUGCCCGAGGCCUGCUGUCGAAGAGAACCGCAGACUCGGGAUGGGGUCCUGCUGAGCAGGGAGGAGUGUCUGCUGGGAAGGGACCUGUUCCUGAACAAGCAGGGCUGUUACACAGUGAUCCUCAACACUUUUGAAACCUACGUCUACCUGGCUGGAGCCCUCGCCAUAGGGGUGCUGGCCAUCGAGCUUUUCGCCAUGAUCUUUGCCAUGUGUCUCUUCCGGGGCAUCCAGUAGAGGGCGUGGCAUGGAGCCUGAAGCCUCACCCACCACCACUGCCCAGCCCCCGACGCCCUCCCCUACCCCGCGCCCCUGCCCCCUUGGCCCCAGGGGAGGAGGUGAGAUCACGAUAAGUGGGCAGGAGAAGGGGCAGAGGAAAAUAGCUAUUUUUUUAACAAGAAAAUGAAGAUGAAACUACGAUUGUUAGACCCCGCCUGGUCUCCGGGUGGGUGCCAUGGGCUCUCUUCAGGGGCCCAGCGCCUGAACCCCAGGAAGCUGUCUGCACUAGAGACCAAAGGAACCCCAGGGCCAGGUUCCCUCCUCGGUCCCACCAGCCUCUGGCAGUCGCAGGCCUGGGCCUUCUCCUCAGCUCCAGGUGCCAAGAAAGUGCAGAUCUAGCCAACAAAAGACAAAAGCAGCUCUCAGAGGUCGACAAAGCCCCCCAGAGCCCCAAGGAGACUCGGUCACCUUGUCCUUAAGAACUUGGAACCUACGUUCAACCUCUGGUCCUCUGAUGGCGUUGUCCCUGCCUCGGGCUGGGGUCAAGAAUGGGCUGCAGACACUGGAUCCAAGUGUGGCCUAGCUGGCAGAGUCCUUGCUUCCCUCAUCUAUUGGAUCACAUAAUCCAGAAAGCCCAGAGAGGGGGCAUUUUUCAUUCAGUCACACAGCAUAUGCAUGACAAUUCUGAACAAGAACCCAGUGGUCCCUUGGCUGCCUGUUGCACCUUCCAGGUCUCUGUAGGUCCCAGCAGGUCUGCUGCUCACACUCCUCCCUGGCCUCAGCAUCCUGGCUUCCCCA
Messenger RNA from Mustela erminea (ermine), 2149 nucleotides. RefSeq names its product tetraspanin 18 (gene TSPAN18). Gene Ontology annotation, cellular component: membrane. The record is from RefSeq and is a predicted model, not a curated record. The coding region runs from base 623 to 1369 and encodes 248 amino acids. Lineage: Eukaryota; Metazoa; Chordata; Mammalia; Carnivora; Mustelidae. The transcript is spliced from 11 exons.